This is a messenger RNA of Brugia malayi, 429 nucleotides long. RefSeq names its product RIKEN cDNA 2010309E21, putative. Gene Ontology annotation, cellular component: cytoplasm. Bases 1 to 429 code for a protein of 142 amino acids. The record is from RefSeq and is a predicted model, not a curated record. The transcript has 4 exons. NCBI's taxonomy places the organism in Eukaryota, Metazoa, Nematoda, Chromadorea, Rhabditida, Onchocercidae.
AUGAAUUUACCAGAGAAACGUAUGAAAGAAGCAGUAGAUGCAUUAAUUGAUGAUAUCGAUCAAAGUUAUUUAAGAGGAAUUCAUAAGAAAAUGUUCGUCUGCUCAUCAAACUGCUACGAUAGGAGUAUGAAUCGAGAUAUUGUGGAGACUUGUGUUGAAGAUUGCAAUAAAUCUGUCAAAAGUGCAACUGGAAUUUUGCAAAAAGAACUUGACAAUUUACAGGCACAGUUGAAUCGUUGUGGAAUGACAUGUUUCGAUAAAGCAACGCAGAAAUUUGGUCCUGAUCCCGCAAAGUAUACUGAAAUCCAAAUCAAAGAAUUUGAUGAACAACUAUUAAAUUGUGCAUGUUCCUGUGUUGACGACCAUAUCAGGCUGCUGCCGAAUAUCCGGAAACGAUUAAUUGAUUCGUACCAAAGAUUUCUGAAGUAG